AUGGCUCCUCAAAAUCUUCAGUCCAAGAUCAAGCUGAACAACGGCUAUGAGAUUCCCGCUGUCGGCUAUGGCCUAUGGAAAACACCUCCUGAGCAGGCUGAGGAAGUCUGCGGUGAGGCAUUGAGGGCUGGCUACCGCCAUAUUGACUCUGCUGCCUCCUACAAGAAUGAGGCUGGCGCCGGAGCCGCCAUCAAGAAGGCCAUCGAUAUCCCCCGCUCUGACAUUUUCUUCACCUCCAAAGUCCGCCUCAUCAACUACGAAGACUCCAAGGCACAAGUCGAAAAGACGCUGAAGGAGACGGAGCUGGAGUACAUUGACCUGAUGCUUCUCCACUGCCCCUACGGUGGCUCCGAGGGUCGCAAGGGCGCUUGGAAAGCCCUCGUUGAGGCCCAGGAGGCUGGCAAGGUCCGUUCCAUUGGCGUCAGCAACUACGGCGUCCAUCACCUCGACCAGCUGGAGACACACAUCAAGGAGCUCGAAGCCGAGCGCGGCGGCGCCGGCAAGGGAGGUGCAAUCAACGUCGUCCAGUAUGAGAUUCACCCGUGGUGCGCGAGGAACGACAUUGCCACGUGGUCCAAGCAGCGCGGCAUCACUGUCGAGGCAUACAGCCCCCUGGUUCGCGGCGAACGAUGGGGUGAGGAGAACCUGCAGAAGCUGGCCAAGAAGCACAGCAAGUCUGAGGCACAGGUUCUCCUGCGCUGGAGCUUGCAGAAGGGGUACGUGCCGCUUCCGAAGAGCGUGACGCCUUCGCGCAUCCGCGACAAUACCAACGUCUUUGAUUUUGAGCUGUCGGAGGAGGACAUGAAGUCUCUGGAGACGACUGAAUAUGCCCCUGUCUGCUGGGACCCUGCGAUCACUCCUCUUGAGGGUCCGCUGAGUGGUUAG
Verticillium nonalfalfae is the source of this 885-nucleotide messenger RNA. RefSeq lists its product as uncharacterized. Gene Ontology annotation, molecular function: oxidoreductase activity. NCBI's taxonomy places the organism in Eukaryota, Fungi, Ascomycota, Sordariomycetes, Glomerellales, Plectosphaerellaceae. The record is from RefSeq and is a predicted model, not a curated record. The coding region runs from base 1 to 885 and encodes 294 amino acids. The transcript is spliced from 4 exons.